Messenger RNA from Xenia sp. Carnegie-2017, 4704 nucleotides. Its product is annotated as F-box DNA helicase 1-like. Lineage: Eukaryota; Metazoa; Cnidaria; Anthozoa; Malacalcyonacea; Xeniidae. Gene Ontology annotation, molecular function: DNA binding; hydrolase activity; 3'-5' DNA helicase activity. The transcript has 21 exons. Gene Ontology annotation, cellular component: nucleus. The record is from RefSeq and is a predicted model, not a curated record. Gene Ontology annotation, biological process: double-strand break repair via homologous recombination; replication fork processing. The coding region runs from base 182 to 3775 and encodes 1197 amino acids.
GGCUCAAUAAAGUGGCGGUUUCAAACAUUGACUUUCAACUUUUAAGACUCCAUAUUCAAUCUUCAACCAUUUCAUCAUUCAGUAAAAUCAAUAAAUAUGAUUAUGUUUCAAAUUUCUACUUCGAAGUCAAGGCUUCAAGUGUUCGAGCAAAGUCUUCAUAGCAAAUUAUAAAAGGAAAGGCAUGCCUAAACUAAGAAAAAGACGAAAAGAUAAUUAUUUCGACGAAACUCAGAAACGCAUUGACGCAUUUUGUGUUCGAAGUCCGGAUCGUCAGUACGAAAAUACAAAUUCUCGAAAACUGACAUGUGACAAAAUUGUUCGUGCUACGAUCACACCGAAGUUUGCCCAGAGAAAAAAACAAACAAUUUUAGCACCUUUUGCAAAGAUCGAUGUAAUGAAUUUCGGUGGUGAGAGCAUUGCCAGUAAAAGGGAGGGUAGUCAAAGUACUUUUAGUUUGAACUCUAGCAGUGAGGAGUCUGAGUUGGAAAUGAUUAAGUCUUGUGAAAAAGCUGAACUCUGUAUGAGCCAAGAAAAUCUAAAAAAUCGGUCUAAGUUGGAUCAAGAAGAUGCCGUUUGCCGAAAUUUGUUCAAAAAGAAUAGCAGUCACGAGGACAUAGAUGAUGCCGAAAUCACUUGUAUUGCUUUAAACAGUGGUGAAUUCCUGUCAAGCAGUGAUGAUGAAGAAUCUACUCUUGAUAUGAUUGACUGCUGUGAGCAAGUAGAAUUGACUUUGAGUCAAAAGAAGAGGAAAAUAGAAAGCAGAAGUAUUAGGAAGUCAUAUCAUGAUCAUUCAACUAUAGAAGACACUGAGUCAGAAUUGGAAAUCGUAGAGCAUUGUGAAAGAGUCGAAUUGUCUCUAAGCCAAGAGAAACGAAAAAAGAAAAGGGGGUUGGUCAAAGCCAUGAAAUUCAGCAAAAAUCUACUUAAUGACUUGGAAAAUUGUACCUUUACCACUAAGACGGCCAGUGGUUGUUCUCAAAUGAAAGGUGGUGAUACUAUGGAGCAAAUUUCUAAUCACAAAGGGAUGUCAUCAUCUGUUACAGUUGUAUCAACAAAAUCAACACAAUGUGCUGAAAAUCCCCCUAAAAGCGACUCAAAGCAUAGGUCGAAGAAAAGAAAUUGUAAAAAUGAGGGGGUUGAAAAGGCUAAAAAGUGGAAAAAACUUAUCCAAAUUGAUGAAGGUGAUGCUACUAAUUUAAACUUCAUGGAGGAUUUGCAAUCAACCUUGUACGCAAAAAAAUCAGCUAAGAAUAUGAACAAAAUAUCUUACAGUGCAACUAGUUCUUCUGACAUGUUUGGUCUGUUUGGUGUGAAUAGCUCAGACGAUGAUGAACUAGACAAGUGUCUAAGUAGAGAAAUGUUAAACUGUUUUGAGAAUUCCUAUUUCAGUGAUUUGCCUGAUGAGAUCUUGGAGAACAUAUUCUGCCAAAUACCCUUAAUUGACUUGUUGACCAGUUUGACGGUUGUGUGCAAAAGGUGGCACAGGAUUAUCUUGUGUGAGACAUUCCUUGUAUGGAAGAAGAAAUAUUAUCGUUAUAAGCAUCUCUAUGACAGCAGAGCUGAGUUUAAUAAACUCAUUGUAGAGAAGCAGUUGAACUGUGCUGCAACUUUCCCUACACAACUUUGCAAAUUCUUGGUCUCGUUUCGAAUCUCUCGCCCGGAGCACACACAACUUUUGGCUGCAUUGAAAUUACAUUCCAAGUAUCAUAUCAUAGAGAAGUUUCUUCAAGUCGAUGUUGAGGCUUUCAGCUGUUGGUCUGUGGUAGGAUUGCUCUCGCUAGUAUCAAACACCAUCUACGAUAUUCAAGAGAUCAUAUUUCGUCUGUUGAAGUCGUCCUCUUGCUUUAUCAAUGAUAUUCUGGAAUGCCUUCAUUGCGUCGCUUUGAUCUUUUUUGUUUUGUCAGAGAAUCGACAAGACUUUUUUUCCAGCCGUCAUUAUCGACUCUACUAUGCUUUAUAUCUUCUGGAAAACUCAUCUUAUUGUACCCAGUCUUCUCUCGCAUCUGCCUUGGAAGCCAACAAAACCGGACAACAAAGUAUUCUCAAAUACAGUGAGAAAACUGGGAGAACAUGGCUGACUCAUGAGCAAGUGCGAAUAAUGAAUCACAACACCAAACCUGAAGAUGUUCUGAAAAUUGUCGCUUUUGCAGGUUCGGGAAAAACGACGACACUUGUUGAGUAUACGAAACUUCGUCCAAGCUGGAAAUUCUUGAAUGUCGCUUACAACAAAUCUGUCCAAGAACAAGCUUUGAGAAGAUUUCCGGAAAACGUGGAAUCACGUACCGUACAUUCGUUGGCAUUUGCAGCUCUCGGAAGAAAAUACAGACGGAAAAUUGCUCCUAGUAUUCGCGUUAAUACUGUUAUGAAUAAUCUCAGUGAAGAGAACGCGAAUUACCUCCAUGCCAAACGUGUUGUGGAUACUGUUUCGAACUUUGUUUCCUCCAGCGAUGAAAUUGUCAGCUGCGAGCACGUUCCGUGGCAUCAGUUCACGACUCCCGCAAGUACUGCAAAAGAAAGAAAGCAAUUGGAGUACUUUAAUAGCUACGACUAUAAAAAGAAAGUUGUGGCCGAUGCGAUAGAUAUAUGGGAGAAGAUGACCGAUCCGACAAACGAAGAUGUUCGAAUUACUCAUGAUGGUUAUUUGAAAUUAUAUCAACUAUCGAAGCCAGUUAUUAAAAACUAUGAUUGCAUUCUGGUUGACGAAGCUCAAGAUUGUACGCCAGCGGUUUCCGAUAUCCUGUUGAGUCAAAGGUUGGCUAAGAUCUUAGUCGGCGAUCCUCAUCAACAGAUUUACGGAUUUCGUGGAGCUACUAACGUGAUGGCUCAAGUUGAAGCAACUCAAGUCUAUUAUCUCACGCAGUCUUUUAGAUUUGGGGCCGAGAUAGCAUCUGUUGCGUCGUCUGUUUUGGACAUUCUUAAAGGUGUUCGCAGCAAGAAUAUUGUCGGUAUUGCGAGGCAGGGAGGAUUUGGUGGUGAUCAUGUUGGACAAAUUGCUGUGAUUUGUAGAACCAACUUCCAUUUAUUUAAUAACGCUGUAAGAGAGUGUAUGCAGAACAGUAAAACGAGGAUUGGCUUUGCUGGGGGGAUUGAAAGCUACAGAUUGGAUCGUAUUUUGGAUAUUUAUAAGCUUUAUACUGGAGGCGCCAGUAAUGAAAUCAAAGAUAAGUUUAUCAAACGAUUUCGUUCUCUUGAUGAACUGAAGAAGUAUGCACAGAAAGCGCCUGAUGUUGAAUUAUGUGGGAAAGUAAAGAUUGUGGAAACUCACACGUACAAAAUACCUGAUUAUGUGGCCAGACUUCGACAACAGCAUUGCAGUGAUCUCGAUCAAGCAGAAAUCGUGUUUAGUACUGCUCAUAAAUCGAAAGGCUUGGAAUUUGACACGGUUAGGCUGGGAGAGGACUUUAUGCAACAGCUUGAACUUUUUAACGAUCUACGCGAUGCUCCAACGGAUGAGAAGAAUCUUCUUUACGUGGCUAUAACUCGAGCGAAACAUCGCUUGCAGUGCUCCUCUACCCUCUAUCUAUUUCUAAAGGAAAAAACGGAUUUACUGGUCACGUGUGAAAGUGUGGAUUACGUCACGGAAAUUGACUCUACGUACUGUAGUGAAUGCAGACGGCGUUGUGACUACAGUAGCUCGUUUAUUGCAAUCAAACAAGCUCCAAUUGUCCUGGGAACAAGGCAGAAGCAAGAUGGUGGUUUCUUAUGCGCGAGAUGUGCUCUAAAAUCUUCAGAUUACAUGGGUCGCCUUUUCACCAGCCGUACAAAGACUCUCUAGUGAUGUGUGUCGUCUUGUAUUUGUUGUUUUGUGAUUAUUUCUUAUUAUCUGUGUUUUGUUGUUUCCUAGCUAAUUGUGAAGUUUUUUUGUUGGGGGUCGAUUUUUAGCAAGACAAGCAGCAGCAAAGCCAUUCCCUUUUUUACUCUUACAAUGAAAAUAUAUCUAUGGUCUUUCAUGGAAGAACAAUGAAAUGAAUUUUUUAGAAAAAUAAAUCAUAGUUUUAUUAAAAAAGUUUCAUUUUAGGAGUAAAAGUUUGGGCUGGCUUCGCCACUGGAGACAAAUGAGAGAGUUUUUUUGUUAAGCGCAGCGCAUAGCUUUAACUGGUUACGAUUGCAGUUCAUUCACCUAGAACCAAUCUACUUGAUACUCCAGAUACUUGACUCAUCCGAAAUUCUACAGUUUUGCUUCAGGCAAGCCGCCAUCUUAAAUGUGGCAAAACUGCUGAUAUUUGUGACUAAACUCUGCUUCUUGUGAGAUGAUGAGAGUUGCAGAGUUGUUAAUUUAUGUUUUUUUCUUAAAUGUUUGAUAGGAUUGGUUUUUUUAGUGUGUUUUUUUAUUGAUUUUGACCAGCUUUCGAAAUGGCGUCCUUUGUUCACCUUGACAUGGUAGUCAGGCAUCUAGGGGAUUGGGUUCCAAAUAAUUGUUGCAGUUGCUUUUGGCAAGACGCUUGACGAUGCGCAAGCGUUUCGAUGGGAAUAAAAAACAUAUUGGUGUGCAAGUUUUAAUGUCUCACUAGAUGCACACCAAGAUACCCGUGAUAAUACUUUGUACGAAAUUGCAUGCAAGACCAGUUCCUCGAACAAAAGUACUAUAUGUUAUAGAUUAUAAUUAUAAAUAUAGAUGCAGGUAGGGAAAAUUAUUGAUAACAUUCAAAAAUAAAAUACGUGAAAUUAGCUGCCGUUCUCAGUUUCUUCACUUUAAACGCUCGA